AUGUCGCCUCCGGUGGGCAAGUCGAAGGAGUCGGCCAAAGCGCGCCUGCUGGGCUCAGCGACGUCGGGUAUCGCUGAGCUUCUCGUGUUCCACCCCGUGGACACGGUGGCCAAGCGCCUGAUGAGCAACACGGACCCGCAUGCCUCGAUGAUCAAGGUGCUGUUCAAGGACAAGGCCAGUGCGCCGGCGAUGACGCGCUUCCUGAGCUUGUUCCCCGGUCUGGGCUACGCGGCUGGGUACAAGGUGCUGCAGCGCAUUUACAAGUACGGUGGUCAGCCGUACUUUAACGACUACCUGUCGAAGCACCACAAGCACCAGUUUGAUAGCGUCUUUGGCGAGCGCACAGGCAAGUUUAUGAUGAACGCGACGGCCGGCUCGCUGACGGGCAUUGGUGAGAUUGUGCUGCUGCCGUUGGACGUGCUCAAGAUCAAGCGGCAGACGAACCCCGAGUCGUUCCGCUCGCGUGGCUUUGUGCGCAUCCUGCUGGACGAGAACGUGAACCUGUACCGCGGCUGGGGCUGGACGGCCGCCCGCAAUGCGCCAGGCUCGUUUGCACUGUUCGGUGGCAGUGCCUUUACAAAGGAGUACUUGUUUGGUCUGAAGAACUACUCGGACGCCACGUGGGGUCAGAACUUUGUCGCCAGUAUCGCCGGUAGCAUUGCGAGUAUCACGGUCGCCGCGCCGCUCGACGUCGUCAAGACGCGUAUCCAGAACGCCAACUUUGAAUCCAAGGUAGGCGGCGUCACGAUUAUCCGCGACAUGAUCAAGCACGAGGGCUUCACGGCGUUCUUCAAGGGUCUGACGCCCAAGGUGCUGGUGACGGCGCCCAAGCUCGUCUUUUCCUUCACCCUCGCCCAGUCGCUGAUCCCGUGGUUCGGCAAGUAUGUAUAA
Messenger RNA from Malassezia restricta, 891 nucleotides. Its product is annotated as mitochondrial carrier protein. NCBI's taxonomy places the organism in Eukaryota, Fungi, Basidiomycota, Malasseziomycetes, Malasseziales, Malasseziaceae. Gene Ontology annotation, molecular function: guanine nucleotide transmembrane transporter activity. The record is from RefSeq and is a predicted model, not a curated record. Gene Ontology annotation, cellular component: mitochondrion. The transcript has 2 exons. The coding region runs from base 1 to 891 and encodes 296 amino acids.